UCUAUCACUUGCCAAGUCCAAGACUCUACCAAUAGACCGCUAAAGGGAGUUUAUGCUACUCUUAAACUCGUCGAACCGCUACAUCCAACCGACAUAUAUUCCGGCCAGACCGAUGAUAAUGGUGACAUCAGAGAUUGGCGUCUAAUGAAAGACGAAGACGACGAAAACAAACAAGGAACCCCUAUCUGGGGUGUGCCAGGGAGCACUUGGCACAUUGUUGUCUGUGUGGAAUCCAAUAAAUUGCCUGGCAACACUUAUCCCAUCAACAAACCCCACCCGAACUUCUCGGUCACGGCUUCAGCAUAUCACAACGUGAACCUCCGCGUAUCUAGCAGGCGAUACCCUACACCUUAUCCUACUCUGGAAUAUCCUCAACCACGCCGCAUAUACCCUACGGCCAUGGUGGAUUUGCCAGAAGCGCUCCCGGAUUUGGACGACACAGUUAGUUCGAUUACGACUCUAGAUUCUGAUGGAGCCAGCUCGGAUUCCUUCACGCCCAACUUCUCCACGCCGAACUUUUUGGGACCCGACUUUUCGGCUCCGGUUAAUCCCAUGCUACCUUUGAUCCGGUCCCCGUCCCCUAUUUCCCCUACCAGUUCAUCUAAACCCCCGCCCAAGCCGGUACUUACGCCUAUCCGCCUUACCUCUCCAGACUUUAUUUCUCUUCUUGAAGAGAGUCUGAAUGAUGGUGAAUGGCUGAAGAGUCCUGAAGUCCCAAACAGGGUCUCUCGCAAACGGAGGAGGGAUACCCUCGAGAAGGAUACCCUCGAUGAAGCAGUAGUGGUACCUCGGAGGUCUGAAAGGUUGAUAAAGAAGGCUCGGAAAUAGUAGGAGAAAGAAGGUGUAGAAUAUUAGUUUGGAAAAUCGUUUCUAUGUUUUGUAGUAAACUAUACUUA
Molecule: messenger RNA, 896 nt
Organism: Neurospora tetraspora
Lineage: Eukaryota; Fungi; Ascomycota; Sordariomycetes; Sordariales; Sordariaceae
Exons: 2
Coding region: 145-828 (227 amino acids)
Source: RefSeq, a predicted model, not a curated record